AUGGAGACACAUCCGAUCCGAGCAGCGAGCACUGCACGGCCGACGAGUCCAGCUCACACCGACUCCGACAAGAAGUCGCCUUGCUUCAUGGAUUACGGCUCACUAGGCACCAGUACGCAGCGCGACAACCUGCUGAUCCGAAGAUCCAUGCACUGCGGCCCUCAACACUGUCACAUGAAAAAGAUACCCCUACUGAGUACAAGCAAACCGGCUUGCGAUCUAAGCCGAGCUAUUGCCCAAUAUCUGGAGAAACUGGCUCGCAUAGCUUGCGAUCUAAGCCGAGCUAUCGCCCAAUAUCUGGAGAAACUGGCUCGCAUAGCUUGCGAUCUAAGCCGAGCUAAGCCGGCCAAUAUCUGGAGAAGCCGGCCAAUAUCUGGAGAAACUGGCUCGCAUAGCUUGCGAGGCUUGGAAGCUGGAAUUGGCCGGCUCGAAACUAGCUGA
Messenger RNA from Pseudocercospora fijiensis CIRAD86, 441 nucleotides. RefSeq lists its product as uncharacterized. The record is from RefSeq and is a predicted model, not a curated record. Lineage: Eukaryota; Fungi; Ascomycota; Dothideomycetes; Mycosphaerellales; Mycosphaerellaceae. The coding region runs from base 1 to 441 and encodes 146 amino acids. The transcript has 5 exons.